AUGGCUUGGCCUCCCAGCUCCAGAGCUCAGCUGGGUGGAAUGCUUCUCGCCUUCUUCGGGUGGGUCUCUUCUUGCGUGACAACCAUCGUGCCUUUCUGGAAAAACUUGAACAUGGACUUGAAUGUGUUGGAAGUGUGGAACAUGGGCCUGUGGCACGCCUGCGUGAUCCAAGAGGAGGGUGCCACGGAGUGCAAAGCCUACGACUCGCUGCUGGCCUUGCCCAUCGUAUUUCGACUAGCGAGGAUUUUAAUGAUCGCCGCCAAUGGCCUGGGAUUUCUUGCGUUCUUCCUCUCUCUUUGGGGGAUGAACUGUCUGAAGACAAGCGACAAGAACACAGAACUGAAGAGGCAGCUCGGGGUGGCCGGGGGAAUUUUAUUCUGCCUCUCUGGAAUCGUCACCCUGGUGCCAGUCUCCUGGGUUGCCUACAACACUGUGCAGGAAUUCUGGGAUGAGACGGUGCCCGAGAUUGUUCCAAGGUGGGAAUUUGGGGACGCUUUGUUCUUGGGCUGGUUUGCUGGCUUUUUCCUUCUGGUCGGUGGGCUCCUUUUCAUCUGCUCCACCUGUCGGCAGGAGACUCAAGAGCCAUCCCACGUGCUGCCCACCUACCCUCGGCGAGAGGCACCAAAUCAACCCAGGCUGCCAGAUCGGCAUCAAUACACUGCAACCAAAAACGCCGACCUUGUCAUCUGAGCUCUA
Molecule: messenger RNA, 696 nt
Organism: Gekko japonicus
Lineage: Eukaryota; Metazoa; Chordata; Lepidosauria; Squamata; Gekkonidae
Gene: CLDN25
Product: claudin 25
Exons: 1
Coding region: 1-690 (229 amino acids)
Biological process (GO): bicellular tight junction assembly; cell adhesion
Cellular component (GO): bicellular tight junction; plasma membrane
Molecular function (GO): structural molecule activity
Source: RefSeq, a predicted model, not a curated record